AUGACGAAGCCCAAACUAGCAGAAAAUAGCAAAAUGGCACAAGAUCUUGUGGUUGACCGUCUACAGAGGAAGGUGGAUCAGCUAAAAGAUGAUCUGCUUCUCUAUGAGGCUCAGCUCUCUGCCCAGACUGCAGACUUUCAGGCAGCUCAGGAGGCUUUGCACGAGGCAGAGGCAGAAAUUUUGACUAUUCGAGCCGACAGGAAACAGUUAAUGGCUCAAUGGAAUUCUAGUCUAAUUGGCUUGCAGAGGAGGAACGAGGCCUAUGCAGCUUUACUGUCAGCCUACAAGUAA
Messenger RNA from Protopolystoma xenopodis, 291 nucleotides. NCBI's taxonomy places the organism in Eukaryota, Metazoa, Platyhelminthes, Monogenea, Polystomatidea, Polystomatidae. The record is from the annotation of a GenBank genome assembly.